AUGGGCGGAGGAGGCCGCACAUCCUCCUUCGCGCCCAGCCACAGCCUCAACACCUCUACUCCCUUUCUCCUCGGCAGCGCGCUCGCCUCGGCCCUCUUCGCGUGCCUGGCGUCGCACACCGCCGUCAGCCUCUCUGCGGUGGCUGCAGUCGCCAGCGUGGUUCUCUGCAUCUCUGCUGGCCUCCGCUGGGUCGUUGGUGACCCAUUGCGCGACACCGCCGCGCACGGCUUCGGCCCUCGAUGUACCGCGCUGGCCGCCGCCGCGACGCCCGCAGCGCCGAAGCUCGACAACAACGGCAGCUGCGACGGCGGCGAGCCGCCCGCAGACCUGUCCCAGGAGGAGCUGCUGCUGCUGCAGUACUUCUUCGCGAUCACCUUCCGGCUGGGCGACGACGAAGCGGCGAUCUCCAGCAUCUGGUGCAUGACGGGCGGCGGCAAGCCGCUUCCGAGCGCGCCAGACCAGCUCAACUUUACCGCGAUCCGGUACCACCUCUCGUUCGUCGCGUACGCCACCGCCGCCAUCUGCAUGCGCACCCCGCUCCUCAAGGCGCAGGGCGGCGCGGUGCUCGGCUGGGUCAUGCGCCAGCUCCUCUCUCCCCGCGUCUUUCGGUACUGCGACUUUUACUGGCCGGCGGACGGCUCCGCCUCCUAG
Messenger RNA from Emiliania huxleyi CCMP1516, 651 nucleotides. RefSeq lists its product as hypothetical. The coding region runs from base 1 to 651 and encodes 216 amino acids. The transcript has a single exon. NCBI's taxonomy places the organism in Eukaryota, Haptophyta, Isochrysidales, Noelaerhabdaceae. The record is from RefSeq and is a predicted model, not a curated record.